UGGGCUAAUACCUGAGAAGGCGUUUGAGACGCGAAAUAAGAUCAUGCGCAAGGCCCUAGUGGACCCUGAGAUUGACAACACAGACGAACUGGUGAUAAGGGUCAAUCAACUAAUUGAUCAAGGACUAAUAAUCAAUUAA
Gregarina niphandrodes is the source of this 139-nucleotide messenger RNA. RefSeq lists its product as hypothetical. The record is from RefSeq and is a predicted model, not a curated record. The annotation marks the transcript as partial. The transcript has a single exon. Lineage: Eukaryota; Apicomplexa; Conoidasida; Eugregarinorida; Gregarinidae.